Molecule: messenger RNA, 696 nt
Organism: Tilletiaria anomala UBC 951
Lineage: Eukaryota; Fungi; Basidiomycota; Exobasidiomycetes; Georgefischeriales; Tilletiariaceae
Exons: 2
Coding region: 1-360 (119 amino acids)
Source: RefSeq, a predicted model, not a curated record
AUGAGGUCCGUCAAUUACGCCGUCACGCUGGCCCUCACCACCGCCGCCCUGCGCUCCGCCACGCUCGUCUCUGCUCUUUCGAUUGCCGAGCAUGUCACGUACAAGGCGAAGGAUGUCUCUUCGUCUACCGCGGGCACGCUGCACUGGUGCAACAUCACCGUCGACACAUUCUUCCAGGGCGAGAAGGACAGGAAAGUGAUCGAGUUCAAGAUCAGUGGCUCGACUUUCUACAACAUCGACACGGCCGUGUUCAAGGUUAACUCGAAUAUGUUUCUCCGGAGGCUUCUUAGCAUCCCCAAUCCUUCUCCGGAGCUCUUUAUGGUCCUCACAUUGACAACAUCGAGAACACUCCACUGUUGAUCUCGUUGCACAAUUGCGGGCACACCUCUAGCUCUGCUCUCGAGAGCUGUCAGUCGGUCGGGUGCUCGUCCAAUCCGUCCAUCCGUCUGUCCGUUCGCUACGCUCGCUUUCAUCUGCAACUCAAGUGCUGGCCAACUGUUAUACCUCGCCGAUCUUGCGCUACUCCGGUAAUUCGGUCCAGAUUGGCUCUCUGUCAUCUUUCUCCGGCAUACUAGACCCAUUUCUCGGCAUCACACUAUUUUUCUGUUCCGCUUGCUGCUGCAAAGUUCUGUAUUGUCAUGGUCCUUCGUAUUUCAUGCAAUGAUGCAUCAUGCUUGCCCGAAAGGAAGAGUCAGU